This is a messenger RNA of Endocarpon pusillum Z07020, 2454 nucleotides long. RefSeq lists its product as uncharacterized. The record is from RefSeq and is a predicted model, not a curated record. Bases 1 to 2454 code for a protein of 817 amino acids. The transcript has 8 exons. NCBI's taxonomy places the organism in Eukaryota, Fungi, Ascomycota, Eurotiomycetes, Verrucariales, Verrucariaceae.
AUGGGUGCUUACGUAUCUAAAGAGCAAUGUGAGGGUUUUCAUUCUGUGGAGCUGAACUGCACCAUACAAAAUGUUACUGUCACGAACCCAUAUCGCGUCAUUGGUGGCCUCAAUCACGGCGAGUUCGAACCAAAUCCAGAUAUUGCCGGCAUUGGGAUCCUCUAUGCAUUCUUCUCCGUUGCAGCUGUCGCGCUGCUCAUUAGCUUGAUCUAUCUUGUUCUUCAGACUACUCCGUUGAUGAAUUUUACUGGUCUCCACAGUAGUAAUCAUCAGCUACGAAACCCCAGCCGUGCGCGGGAGGGUCACUCCUAUAGAACCACCUGGGCCGACGUGUUCGAAGGUAUUAUCCUCAGCUGUAGCGACCAGCAAUUGUUCACAUCCGGUGCCUAUGCCUUGACACUCCGUUAUGCUCAAGGCUGCAAGAUCUCCGCCUAUCAUUACAAUGUUGUCGCCAACAUGAUGCUCAUUACUUGUGCGACACAUCUAAUGUCCAUCACUGUCGUCUCUCAGUACUGGAAGCACAAGUUGCUCGCCAUUUUGCGCAUUCUUCUUGUUACCGCACUAUAUAUUGUCACCGCUUUGCUCCUCUCUAACCAGAACGCCGGAUUAGAACUCCAAUGGCCGACAGCCACGCCUAAGCAAAACGAGACCGAAACUUUACUCGUUCUACCAGCGGCGUGCUUCCAAAGCAAUCGAGGGGCCGUGGACAAGACCCUGAAGGACAGCUUCGGCAGAGGUGGGCAACACCUAGCGGUGAACGCCAUUGGAAAAUCUAGCCCGAACAAUCACAUCGUAGGUUGGAACUUCUUCAUUCUUAUGGUCCUCUGGUACGGCGCCGCGAUAAUUGCUGAGGGAUGGCGUUUCUGGCUUCACUGGUACCAUCGCCGUGAUGACAUUCGGGGAAACGCGCCAAGUCGCUUCCCCCGACUUAGAGCCUUUUUAAGCAUUAGCAACAAAUGGAUCAGCAGGUUAUUUUGGGUAUAUCAAGCAGUUGGUACGAUAUUCUGCAUGGUAGCAAUCGUGAUGACCUUUCUUUAUAUCCAGAGUUUGAGAGGCUGGAUGAACAGAUCUCCUUGGCUGAAGAAGGAAGUGGACGGAACGAAUCCAGAGUACGACGCCACGAGUUUCGGACAGCUGGUGCCACUGCUACUAACCUUGUUGACGGUAUUCACUACCUUGCAACUUAUAGGGGAUAAGUUUAGUGAUUUCUGGCACCAAGAAAAAGGACCUGAUACAGAGGCAGCGCAGCACCUCAAUGCUGUUCAAGACACAAUCUCUCAGGAAAUGCCGGAAAAGAAGCACGACACAACGUUGCAGGAUUCGCAGCAGAAGAAGGACCAGACCACCGUCGAAGUCAUCUCGGUUCCUCCGACGCCUCUUCUGGAACUGAAUGAGCCAGAGUUUCUGAGCAAGUCACCGAGACCAACAAACUCAAAAACCCUGACGGCUCCUUUCAACAUCACCAUCAUUGCCGCCAGCCCAGCUGGCUCGGUCCUCGCCUGCUCGCUGCUCGGUACGGAUGCCGGAGGCCUCGUAUUCGAAGCAGAGGACUCAUUCGACGCUCGAGGCCAAGAUGGGACCUGGGAAUUGUACGAGGAGACAGGGUCGCUUACGCUGCAUGAAUGUGGGCUCUACGAUGAACAUCUUGGUACACCCUUUCCACGGAGAGACCAUCAAGGUCUAAACGUCGACGAGGACUUGAACCUCCAUUUCGCCAAUGGCAUCAAGAGGGGAUUCGACGUGGGCGCGGACGGGACAUGGAGCAAGCCUCCAUCUCUCCUCACGGACAAGAAACCUUACUACUCCGGUGUUUUCGGCAUGUUCUUUAAGAUUUCGGACUGUGAGGCCUGCUUCCCUGAUGUCCACAGUUUUAUCAACCGCGGCAGCAUUUUUUCCUCUUCUAACAGCCGCUCCAUCACCGCACAGCAAAUGGGCGACAAGUCCAUCUGGGUGGGCACCUCUAGUGUCAAGCCCGCAGAUUACGAGAACACCUGUGGGUAUGAUGUCUAUGAUGCGGAGCAGGCGAAGAAGGCACAACAACGACUACAUAUCGGGCAAAUCCCCUUGCACAUGCUCCCCGUCGGCCAUCGAUGGACGCGGGGCCCGGGCGUCACCCUGAUGGGGGACACUGCUUACCUGAUGACGUCGUAUGCAGGCGAGAGCGUCAAUCUGGCAAUGAAGGACGCCAUCAAUGUUGGCCGAGCUCUCAGUGAAACCCAAGUUGCCAGCACCAAGGGCGGGCUGGACAAGAAAGUCAAAGUGUUUGAGGAGGAAAUGUUUGUGAGGGCAGCCAAGGUGAGGGCGAUGAUCCCGAUGCUUCUCGGAAAAGGGGCGCAGAGGGCGACGAUUGGGAAGUCCAUUGUCAUCAACAUGACGGACGAGGAGGUACCUUGGUUUGCAAUGCCCAUUUUCAAAGUUUGGUCCAUAUUCUUCUUCUACAAGAUGGUAUACUAG